CCACCGGACCAGGCUCGAGGCCCAACUCCCAGGUGCAAAGUUGCUCGCCGUGAGUCAUUGACUGCCCGUCUUCUGCUGGUGCUCGUGCUCACCUUCUUGAAUCUGCUCCGGUCUUGUUUUUCUCACGCGCAAGUUGAGCCUAGUCUCCACUGGCCGCUCCGAUCUGCAACUUUGUGUGUUCUCCCUUGCAUCCGAAUAGUCCGUUUCACUGUGUCUUAGUUGCAGCUUGCGUUCGUUUCAGUCUCAAACAAAAAUCUGAUGCUUUUUCUGUUGUUUCCAAUUUAAAACUUUGGUUGAAAACCAAUUAAAUGCCAAAAUCAAAGCUAUUUAAACUGAUUGGUGAUGAAUUUCGUAGUUUUGACUUUUUUCUUGCUACAUGUGGUAUUAGUCAUCGUUAUGCACACUAUGAAAUGGGCACUAAUGAACGUAGACAUGGAUACAUUGUUGAAUUGGUCUUGCUUUAUUAGCUAAUGCUGGUUUACCUUUAAAAUUAUGGGAAGAUGCAUCUCUCACUGCUGCUUAUGUGACAAAUUUACUUCCUUCUUUUGCUAUUCAGUUUGCAACUCCAUUUACCAAACUCUUUCACAGAACUCCUUAUUACUCCACACACAGGGUCUUUGGUUGUGCUUGCUAUCCUCUUAUGUGUCCCUAUAAUUCUCACAAGCCCUCUUUUCGGUCUGUUGAGUGUACCUUCUUAGGUUACAGCAUGUCUCACCACAAAUGUCUUGCGCCAGAUGGUCGUCUUUAUAUCUCUAAUGAUGUGCAGUUCAAUUAAUCAGUUUUUCCUUUCAAACAUGUUUCUUCAACUUUUUCUGCAUCCCGUUCUGUGGUAGUCUUAAAGCAUUCGUAUUGGUCUAAGCCUCAGAGUGAACCCUAUGAUUUGUAAUAUUUAUAUUAGUACAUUACAGAUUUGUUACAAAUUUGUAAACAUACAAAUAAUUUAUCUUUUGGUGUUUGAUGUUCUGAAACAGUUUAUAUGGAGUGUGUGGUGCAGGGCAUUAUAGAAACACAGCAUGUCGAGGCCCUUGAGAUUCUCCUACAAGGUCUAUGUGGUGUUCAUAAAGAGCGAUUGAGGAUCCAUGAAAUUUGCCUCAAGAGUGGUCCCAACCUUGGAGCUGUAUCUUCGGAGGUUAGACUCUUGUGUGAUCUUGAGCAGACUGAACCAUCAUGGACCGUCAGACAUAUAGGGGGUGCAAUGAGAGGUGCUGGUGCUGAGCAAAUUUCAGUUCUGGUCAGGACAAUGGUGGAAAGCAAAGCAAGCAAGAAUGUACUCCGCUUGUUUUAUGCGUUGGGGUACAAGUUAGACCAUGAAUUGUUGAGGGUGGGCUUUGCUUUCCAUUUCAACAGGGGUGCACAAAUCACUGUAACUGUGUCAUCAAUCAAUAAAAUGCUGAAGCUGCAUGCAACUGAUGAGGCUGUGCCAGUAACGCCUGGUAUUCAGCUGGUUGAAGUAACAGCCCCUGCUACUUCUGAAACCUAUACGGAGAUUGUUUCUGCUGUGUCAUCCUUUUGCGAAUACCUUGCACCGCUUCUCCAUCUAUCAAAACCAGGCAUCUCAACUGGAGUUGUUCCUACUGCUGCUGCAGCUGCUGCGUCUCUUAUGUCUGAUGGUGGGGGUACCGCCUUGUAGCUUCCUUGUUCUGUUGUAAUGCCCUUUAUUUCUACAACAUUUUUUAAUGAAUCAUAAAUACGAUUUUGUAUUCGUUUUGCUAUCUAGAAAAUAGAAAUAUGACAUCUAUUGCAAUAUUCAAUUGUUUAUUUUAUAAUCAAA
This is a messenger RNA of Prosopis cineraria, 1771 nucleotides long. Its product is annotated as mediator of RNA polymerase II transcription subunit 18. The record is from RefSeq and is a predicted model, not a curated record. Gene Ontology annotation, cellular component: core mediator complex; mediator complex. Gene Ontology annotation, molecular function: transcription coregulator activity. Lineage: Eukaryota; Viridiplantae; Streptophyta; Magnoliopsida; Fabales; Fabaceae. The transcript is spliced from 5 exons. Bases 977 to 1630 code for a protein of 217 amino acids. Gene Ontology annotation, biological process: termination of RNA polymerase II transcription; regulation of transcription by RNA polymerase II.